Corythoichthys intestinalis (scribbled pipefish) is the source of this 9903-nucleotide messenger RNA. RefSeq names its product transforming growth factor, beta receptor 1 b (gene tgfbr1b). The transcript is spliced from 9 exons. Bases 37 to 1560 code for a protein of 507 amino acids. Gene Ontology annotation, molecular function: ATP binding; transforming growth factor beta receptor activity, type I; activin binding. NCBI's taxonomy places the organism in Eukaryota, Metazoa, Chordata, Actinopteri, Syngnathiformes, Syngnathidae. Gene Ontology annotation, biological process: protein phosphorylation; activin receptor signaling pathway; heart development. Gene Ontology annotation, cellular component: plasma membrane; activin receptor complex. The record is from RefSeq and is a predicted model, not a curated record.
GUUAGCAGUCGGGUGCCAGUCUGGUCCGUAGCCACGAUGGAUACAAUACCAUGGUUAUUGCUCGCCAUUCUAUUUAUUACAGGAAUACAAGAAAACAACGCUCUCCAAUGCCACUGUGAGCGUUGCAGUGCCAACUCGAGCUGUACAACAGAUGGGGUGUGUUUCGCUAAUAUCCGCAAGACAGGCACUCGGUGGACGACGGAGCUGCGCCAGUGUGUUCCCGAAAAGGAACUGUUCCCGCGGGAUCGACCCUUCAUCUGUGCCCAAUCCUUCAAGCAUGACACAGGCCUUUAUCCGAUUUGCUGUACCACAGAUUAUUGCAACAAGGACCCUGACCUUACCGCUUUUCCUGUUCCCACUCCAAAAACUCCAUCUCUGGGACCUGUAGCUCUAGCUGCAGUGAUUGCUGUACCAGUCUGUAUAUUCUGCUUGCUCCUCGUUUUGGCCUUCUAUGUCUGCCACAGCCACCGCGGGCUGGGGGCUGGUGGUGCUGGGGCUCACCAUCACCACCACCAUCGGGUGCCCAAUGAGGAAGAUCCCUCCAUGGACCACCCCUUCAUUACUGUUGGGACAACACUGAAAGACCUAAUUUAUGAUAUGACCACCUCCGGUUCUGGAUCAGGCCUGCCACUUCUUGUCCAGAGAACCAUUGCCAGGACCAUCAUCCUCCAGGAAAGUAUAGGCAAGGGGCGCUUUGGGGAGGUGUGGCGAGGAAAAUGGCGUGGUGAGGAAGUGGCUGUAAAGAUUUUCUCCUCUCGGGAGGAGCGGUCUUGGUUCCGAGAGGCUGAGAUCUACCAGACCGUGAUGCUGCGACAUGAGAACAUUUUGGGCUUCAUUGCCGCAGAUAACAAAGAUAAUGGAACAUGGACUCAACUGUGGCUUGUGUCUGAUUACCACGAGCAUGGCUCCCUGUUCGAUUACCUCAAUCGCUACACCGUUACCGUCGAAGGCAUGAUCAAGCUAUCUUUGUCGACAGCCAGCGGGUUGGCCCACCUCCACAUGGAAAUUGUCGGCACACAGGGUAAACCAGCGAUCGCCCACCGCGAUUUGAAGUCAAAGAACAUUCUGGUGAAGAAGAACGGAACCUGUUGCAUUGCAGAUUUAGGUCUAGCUGUUCGGCAUGACUCAGCUACUGAUACAAUCGACAUAGCUCCAAAUCACAGGGUGGGAACCAAAAGGUACAUGGCCCCAGAAGUACUAGAUGACUCCAUAAACAUGAAACACUUUGAAUCUUUCAAGCGAGCUGACAUCUAUGCCAUGGGAUUGGUCUUUUGGGAAAUUGCCAGUCGCUGCUCCAUGGGAGGAAUCCACGAGGACUACCAGCUGCCAUAUUAUGACCUGGUUCAGUCAGAUCCAUCAGUGGAGGAGAUGAGAAAAGUGGUUUGUGAGCAGAAGCUACGCCCUAACAUUCCUAACCGCUGGCAGAGCUGCGAGGCGUUACGUGUCAUGGCAAAGAUCAUGAGGGAGUGCUGGUAUGCCAACGGCGCCGCACGGCUAACCGCGCUGCGGAUCAAGAAGACCCUUUCACAGCUCAGCCAACAAGAGGGAAUCAAGAUGUAGACCGCAAACUACCAAACACACGCAAACACAUUUCUGACUAUCAUCCAUAUCAUUAGCAUUACAUCAUUUAUCAUCGAAAUUUUUCUUUUUUUUUCAUCUCUGGAUGAAGGGAAGUUCAGACAUUGUUUGCCCGGUUUUCUCUCUUUCUCACACUUAACUUGCCGAAUGGUGAGUUUUGCAUUAAGAGCUGAAGACGUGUCGGUGUGUUGCACAACCGAAUCCAUUAAUGGAUGGAUGGAUUGAUUGGUGGAUAAAUGGCUGAAUCUCAUGAGGGACGGCAGUGCCUAAGGGCAAUACGUGUGGCAUCAAAGGAAGCCUUUGCCCUUUUUCCUACAUGCUGCUUAAGUCAUGAAAAGAAGACUCUACAAGACCCAUUAGAGCAACGGGAGUCUAUCCCAGUCUGGCCUUCAUUGCUCAGACAUCCUCAGGUAGAUAAAACAGCAGACAGUCAGCUGGCAUCACCGGAGAGACCACUGAGCUGCCUUACAUAUUCAUCAUCACCGCCUCAUUUGUAUAUUAGCAUUUCAUUAUUCACCUCACUUGGCUCUAAGCUACUCGCAUUCAUUCAAUACCUUUUUCUCUAAUGUGAUCUGUCACAUUAGCCCAAUCCACAGAGACAAUUUACAAACACAAACACGCAUUCUUCAAAGAAUGUCAUUAUACAAAGUGCUCCCACAACGCUAAUGCGUUCUAGUCUUAGGUUAACCAUCAUUAGUUGACUUCACAGUUAGAAAUACACAGGACGGGUAGACAUUUAUAAUUGGCUUAAUUCAAGGAAACUAAUACGUUUACAGUGUAAAUUAAUCUGAAAUGUAGGAAGUCAUUCAUGAUUCAUUCUUAGGCAUUUUUGUUGUACUGGGAGCAGCAAAAAGAAGUUAUUGUCAGUCUGGACUAUUCGAAAAAAUGCGCGGAAGCUCAGCUGAGAUGAAUAGCAUUUGAGCAGAAUUAUUGUUCAUCAUAAAUGUUGGAUGUGAGUAGCACUAGGGACUGAAACACGGACCAUAGUAUUAAGACACCCUGAAUCUUUUGCAAAAUUUCUCAUCGCUGCGCCAAUUUUGCACCUGGUAUUGAUUUUCUUAUGAUGUAUUAUUUCUCUCCCCCUGUAUUAUCAUGGAGAUGAAAGGUCAGUUUAAUUUAUUGUUUGUUCUUUUGAGUGGCAGGGCAUCUUUUUUUGUUUCUUUUGAAAACAUCAAACUGGACAUGAUGACCUCAUUUACUUUUGGCAAACGUGCUGCAUCAUAUGCAAUUUACAGUAGAUAAAUGUGUCUAUUUUCUAUACUCUGCUAAAAUCACAACAACAAUCAGCUGCCGCCAUGCCUUCCAGUCCAGCUGUUACCAGAAAGUGCCAGUGCUUUUAAAAAAAAAAAUGCCUGCUGUGCAAAGCGUUUGUUGGUGGCAUGUCAGAGGAAGCCGAGCAUACAGCAGCUCGUACUAUGCACAUUUAAAAAGUCUUGAAGGAAAAGAAAGACGUGUCACAACGCACAACGCCAACAACAACAACCCAGCCUCGACCCUCUGGUGCCAUUUCAUGACCUGCCCUCUGAACACGACAACACACGAACGCCUCAGCAAACCACUCUUUGGACAGCUCCUCCUCCCUGUGAGGACGUUCACCGUAUGGAUCUUUUUCUUUCUGGGCAUUCGGUGUCACAGUGACUUUUUAAAUGCUUAAAAGAAUGACAAAUGUCGUUCUGUGAAUAUAUAUGUUGAUUUUCUAAAUUUCAUGCGAAACUCCUGUUUGUGGAGCAGUGCAAAGUGGUCUUUAAAAACAUGCUCUUUUCUGUGCAACAUCAUUUAAAAAGAGAAUAAGCCAUAGGUUUGCCAAGUUGUGUACAUAGAUUUCUGGGGCACGGUUACUUUGUGCAACAUUAAUGAAAAAUAUGAUUCAUCUUCGUGAGCCUUGUGGGACCAACGUCAUCAUCUUUUAUGUACAUAGGCGAGCGUCAUCAAAACUGGUUUGAAGAAAAACAGCUGAUCAAGUUUUUCCAUCUUCCCUUUGAACUGGCAAAACUAAGAAUUCGAGUCCUGUGGAAAGCCGUUUGAGCAUUUCUUUAAAGGCCGUGCUAUCAUUAGUCCACAGCCAGCCAGCUAAUGUGGUUAUUUAAUUUCUAUAGCCGUGAAUGGUUUAGCAAUAAGGCAGAGACAGGAAAAUGGCUCACACGGCCUGCUAUGGAUUCAUGUUUUUGUUCCAACCGAUCUAUUCCAACCAGUGAUCGGAUGCUGGGUUUUGAAUGUGCGCCUGUGAGUGCUUUGUGACCGUGGAGGGGCUCAGUCACACCCGCUGCUCGGUAGGGAAAGAAUCUAGAGUGCCGGAAGUCAAGUCUCCAAAUGCAAGUGGCUACAAUAGAAAAAACCCACCAGAAAUAAGCUUGUUUUUUUUUAACAAAGCAAGAGUCGCUAGGAUGAUUAAGAAAGUCUCUGGUUCAACUCAGAACAUCGGAAUGAAAAUUUUAAAAUGCCUUCCAUGGAUCUAAAUACUACAAGAUCAGCGAUUCUCUCAAUUCACCUUCAGUCAAAAAGGGAUUCAGCCUCAAACUGAGAACCAGAGCGUCUGGGCCAGCUGAGCCACGUCCAUUGCCCAUAGUCCCCCAGAAGCACACAGCGUCCGAUGGUCGGGAUAAACCCAACCUUUAGCCAAUGACUAAUCUUGUUUUACCGAAGUGGAACAAUUUCACUCAACUCUGAAGAUGAACCAUGUCCACACUGCUUCACAGGCCUGUGAAGCAGCGCGAAUGAAUGAAAAGCAAGCCGUUUCAAAAACAGUGAUAAGAAGCUAAUUCUGAACAAUAGUUGAGAGCUUUGUAGUGCAUAUUUAGUUGAUGACAUGUACACACAACAGUAUACAUUUGAUCACUUAUUUUUUGACAUUUUGGGGGAAGCUGAGCUUCCCUUGCAGUUUUAGAGCAAUCACCUCUCGCUCCAACCAAUCCAGCACAGACAGUCAAACGUUGAGGUUUUGCAGAAACCAGAAUCUGACUGUAAUUAACUGAUUACACCAUAAGGCACCAUACACAUACAUACAUUUUCUCCCGCUUAUCCGAGAUAGGAUUGCGGAGGCAGCAGGGAAGCCCAGACUUCCCUCUCCCCAACCACCUCAUUCAGCUCUUCUUGUGGGAUCUAAAGUCGUUCCCAGGCCAGCUGGGAGACAUAGUCACCCCAGCGUGUCCUGGGGUGGCCCUGCAGCCUCCUCCCAGUGGGGCGUGCCCGGAACACCUUACCAGGGAGGCGCCCGGAGGCAUCCUGAUCAGAUGCCCAAGCCACCUCAUCUAGCUCCUUUCGAUGUGGAGGAGCAGUGGCUCUACUCCGAGCCCCUCCUGGAUGACCAAGCUUCUCACCUUAUCGCUAAGGGAGAGCCCGGCCACCCUACGAAUGAAACUCAUUUCGGCCGCUUGUAUCCGAAAUCUUGUUCUUUCAAUCACGACCCACAGCUAGUGACCAUAAAUGAGGGUAGGAACGUAGAUCGACCGAUAAACAGAGAGAUUUGCCUUUCGGCUCAGCUCCCCCUUCACCACGACAGACUGAUGCAGAGUCCGCAUCACUGCAGACGCGGCACCGAUCCGUCCGUCAAUCUCUCGUUCCAUUUUUCCGACACUCAUGAACAAGACCCCGAGAUACUUGAACUCCUCCACUUGGGGAAGGAACUCAUCUCUGACCCGGAGCGGGCAUUCCACCUUUUCCCAACUGAGGACCAUGGUCUCAGAUUUGAAGGUGCUUAUUUUCAUCCCGACCAUGUCACACUCGACUGCAAGCCGUUCCAGUGAGAGUUGAAGGUCACGGCUUGAUAAAGCCAACAACACUACAUCAUUUGCAAAUAGCAGAGAUGCAAUACUGAGGCCACCAAACUGGACCCCAUUAACGCCUCGGCUGCGCCUAGAUAUACUGUCCAUAAACGUUAGGAACAGAACCGUUGACAUAGGGAAGCCCUGGCGGAGUCCAACCCUCACUGGAAACGGAUUUGACUUACAACCGGCUACACCAGGGAUCCCCAACCUUUUUUGCACCACGGACCGGUGUUAUUUGGGUCUUUUUUUUCACGGACCGGUGUUCUGACAAAUUUUGCAACCCAUCAUAAAUUGCAACGAUGAGGUUCUGCGCAUGCGCGUAAUGUUAAUCAUGAUUCCAAAGUAAACACUACAUAUUUUCUUUAAAGAAAAGAAUAUUAACUUGUGUUUGAUUAUGGAAGGACAUGUAGAAAAGUUCUCCUCAGAUACAUCCUGCCAUGUUAGCUGCACACAACAACACCAUACCGCUCUUUCACCAUUAACGACUUCGCCUUGUUGUUAAGCAUUAAUUAAGAAUCCCGCUUCACAAAGAUACGAUGUUGGAAAUUGUAGCAAGGUUUUCAAUGCUCUCGUAGCGAUGUCAGGAUAUUCCGGAAUGACUUUAAUCCAGAACCUCGGUUGAGGUGUUGUUUCAAAUGUACGUUUGUCGCUGUCAUUUGCGAUCUCUACAAGCUGAUCCUCCUGUUGCACAGACAUGCUCGAAUAACUCGGUUUAUUCACAAACAGGUCAUGAAUCCAAUCCUUCGCAGUUCGUGGGUCUUCGAGGUUGUAGGCUCAUCUUCUGGCUCGUCAGGUGCCCUUUUCGCCGUAAAAAAUAUCUCCAAAGACGUCUGUUUUCCAUUUAUCUUCGCUCGUGUGGGGGCUAAUUAUUUCCGGGAACAAAUGUGCUGCGCCCGCGGCCUUGUAAUACGUUAUUAUCGAGGACAAGCGCCCAUAGAUAUAUUAUAUACACAAAACAAGAAGUACUGCUUGCAGUCCAAUCAAUGGAUUUCUAUGACGACAUUCUAAUCUAUCCUGUAGUAUUAUAUCUAGAGUAGACAGGGAUAUUGGUGUGUUAAACAGGGGCACAGGGUUAAUUCGGCCGUAAUGAGGUCAUUAAUAAAUUAUUAUUUCUGUGCGGCCCGGCAGAUGGGGACCCUGGGCUACACGGACCAAACUCUUAAGACCGGUCAUACAGGGACUGGACCCUAUAUCAGGGAUUCCGAUACCCCAUACUCCCGUAGCAACCCCCACAGGACUCCCCGGGGGACACGGUCAAAUGCCUUCUACAAGUCCUUAAAACACAUGUAGAGUGUUUGGGCGAACUCCCAAGAACCCCUGAGAACCCUGCUGAGAGUAUAGAGCUGAUCCACUCAUCCGCAGCCCAGACAAAACCAUAUUGCUCCUCCUGAAUCUGAGAUUCGACUUCUCGACGGGACUUCUCGACGGACCCUCCUCUCCAGUACCCCUAAGUAGACCUUCCCAGGGAGGCUGAGGAGUGUGAUCCCACCAUGAGGCAUCAGAAUUUUGGAAAGGUGUCCUCGUGAUCGGUUGGAAUAAAAUCCUUCACCUACUGCAGUCCUUUGUGGAAUGUUUUCCUACCCCUGCACUAGUUGAUAAAAACAUUAUUAAUAAAACCGUCGUUCUAAUGUACCAAUUUUUUUUAUGAGUGAGGGAAAAUAGAGUAGCUAUGAGUUCAUUGAUGUGAAGUUGAAUAUCAAGAAUACUGCUCAAAUAGCUUUCCAUAGAGACUGAAGGAUGUAGUUCUUUAAGUUUCAUCCAAAUGAAAUCCCCCAAAGCAUGAGCUGAAUCUAAAUUGACGGGAAAAAGUGGAUCCAAGCCAACCCCCUAAAUGUAAAAAUCACUUGGUAGGUGGUGCAUCCAUUUAGUCUAAAUUUGCUUGCAAGAUCUGCAUUCAGAUUGCUUUGCUUUGAGGACACAUUUGCAUAUUGGAAGCCUCGAAGGUGUGAAACCCAUUAAAAAAAAUAACAGAAAGCAUAAAAGCAUACUAAUUUUGAUUACACCUUGUGCAUGUACUGAAAUAGAAAAUUAAAUAUACGCGCUCACUUGAGUACCUCGAGAUUAAGCCCAAUGCAGUAUUAGACAACAAUCAUCAAACGUAUUCUUCCUCAUGAGGUUUUCAAAUUCAUUUUUAUUUCAAGGCUGCAAUAAGUUUGCAAGCGGAUGUCACUAAUUAACUGUCCAGCCAAAAUUCCGUGUAUCACCUGGUAUAACCGUUGGUUUGAGUUUGUGUUUUUUCUGUUGCCAGUAUUGCGUUACUGUACAUUUCAUUCAUUGGAUAAGUUUGCAUUUAUGUCAAAAGCCAUCGUAAUACACAGACCAAAACAUUUAACUCAAUGCAGCUUCUUGCGUUAAUUUUGACCCUCAGUGUUUUCACCGCAUGGCAAUUUGUCGCCAGCGUUUUUCCUAAUAGCUUGGUGACGUAUUGACGUGCUGCUCAUGCGCCUGACAUGCAUUCUAAUUUAAAGCCGAGAGCUGCCAUUGAUGUAAAUAUCCUCACAUCAUUUAAAAUCGAGUCAUUGGGUCAAUGCAAAUCACGUCCGUUAAUUCUCAAUCGAGUAAUUUCAAUGGAUUUUUGUGGGAUGUGCGAACCACCGUCACAGGAUACAGUUUGAGCAUUCUGCUGAAACGGCUUUCCAUACCGUUUUGUUAUCUGCGUUAAAAUUGUUCAUACCUGUUCUCGUUUAUUAUGAAGGAAUGUUUGAAAUCGUUAAAUUCCAAGUGAAGUAGUCGUUCAUCCUGGCCUUUAAAUAAACUCAGAAGGCUUUAAAUCCUUUCCCGUUACAAGAAAUCAAGUGGAUAUUGUUGCUCUAUCAAAACGAACAAGGUUACUGACUCUAGUGAUGGAUUGAUCUGUCUAGGCCUCGAAGGACAAAGUGAUUGGUGGCUUCGGUGGAAUAAUAGCAAAACCCAAGGUGGGACUGUAGCUACGCGGCUUGUUUUACAUUAGUGACGUCAUUUCUCUGGGAUUAUUACAAAACAAAAACAAGAAAACUCAGCAGCACCUCUGGUAUGUCUCAUAUAGACAGCUCUCAUUUUUGUCUUAAAAAGUCACCAGCAGCCUUUCUUUUCCUUUUCAAAGCCCAAGGUGACUUACUGUACACAAACAAAAUAUUAGCGAAAUAUUAGCUUUUUUUCUUCAACUUUUUACAAUCUCGAUGCAUUGUUGCCUUUGUUUAUUCAUUCCAUGCGCUAAAAUCUCAUAGCUACAACGGCCACACUUCACUGCAGCGUGCAGCUCAGCUCAGGUUUCACUUGACUUCAAUAUUCAUUUGUAUUUAAUUCUAAAGUACACUUGGGAAAAAUACAUUUGUACUGUGUAAUUUGACACUCAAAAGGAUGGAAUUUCAAAAUUGUUAUUUUUGUAAUAUACUGUAUAUUAUACAGUUUAUGUGAGCUGUUGUCUGAGCUACUUUCUGCCCCAAGCCUGUCAGGUAUACAUGUAUGCCUUUUCAAGACCAGUAGCAGUUUUCUUACUGUGUGUUGGACAGCUAAAAAAAAAAAAAAAAAACACAAUGAGGGACACCACAAACUAUGCCAGCAGCUCUACCACCUCACACCAUCAACAGCUGUGAAUGUAUCGACCCAGCUUCUGAGAGUGUCUGACCAAUACCAAAGGUCACGACGGCAGCUCGCAAAUAUCUGCAACACAGGUCGUCCUCUCAUUUUUUAUGCAAAAACCGUGAGAGCAUCGUCCGCACAGGUUUUGUCGAUUCGUUGUCUUUGCUUACGCGAUCCACACACUGUGAAGAGGACCAGAGUUGCCCCUAAAAUGGUUCUGGAAACAAGCGUGUUGUAGCCCUCUCCUCACCUACAGGGAUUGAAAUAGUACACUCAAGAAGGCUUGGGUCAUUGAAGUGCUCAGAAAGGUUGCAGUGAAGCUGUUUUGGCAUUAGAAGUAGCAAAAAGCUUUAUUUUGUAUUCUUUUUUUUUUUUUUUUUUCAUUAACGUUUCAAAUCCCAAGACUGCAUGUGAUUGUCCUUUUGUUGAAGUCAUCCAGAAGCUGGUCAUCAUCAUAAUCAAGCUUAACAAAACAGAUCACGUUCUAAAAGAAGAUACCUCCAUUUUAAAGACCAAUGUGUUUUACCUCACUGUAAAUAUAGUCUCUAUUUGUUUACUCCGAUUUGUUUUAUUUCUAUGAAAUGCUUAAGAAAUUAAAGAGAAGUUUUGUUUUCUUUCUUCUGUGGUAGCCUUUUUCUUUAUGUAGGGACAGAACGAUUGCUCUUUGUCAUUCAUCCUCUGUGUAUGAUCUGUUUUGGUAGUGUUGUUCUACGUGAGCUGUACAGUCAAAAGUGCUUUACAGAUGUCAAGCCCCAUUCUGAGCUCUGCUACAAAUGCCUUGUUCAAUAUGCUUUUUGUCUUACAAACAAAAAAAAGAAGUCAAGGUGGUGAGGAGCACUCCUCGCCGCAUGACCUUUCUUGGUUUUCUAAACCUAUUAUCUUGACUUUUUUACAGUGUGUACAGAUGAAUGAGAGAUCAUAGGAACUAGAUGACUGAAACAUGUUAACUUUUAACAUAGCUGGAGUAGAAAAUGGUGUGAAUAAAAAAUGUUUCACUACA